This is a messenger RNA of Porites evermanni, 2052 nucleotides long. The record is from the annotation of a GenBank genome assembly. NCBI's taxonomy places the organism in Eukaryota, Metazoa, Cnidaria, Anthozoa, Scleractinia, Poritidae.
AUGAUUAUUCCAGUGGUGUUUCACAAUCUUCAAGGGUAUGAUGCUCAUUUGUUUAUUAAACAGUUGUCUAGUUUGAAAGGUGACCUCACCUGUAUUCCUUCAACAGAAGAAAAAUACAUUUCUUUUUCCAAAAAGAUUAAAGUUGAUGAGUACCAAUCUAGAGAUGGAAAAAAUGUUUCUUUGAAUAUGGAGUUAAGAUUUAUUGAUUCUUACAAGUUUCUUCAAACGAGUCUUGCCAAUCUUGUUAAAAAUUUACAACCAGAUGAUUUUUAUAAUACAAAAGAAAUAUUUAGGGAAAAUGUAGAUCUACUAACUCGUAAGGGAGUUUAUCCUUAUGAUUAUGUUUCCUCAAUCGAAGAACUAUCUGAAACACAAUUACCUCCAAAAGAAGAAUUCUAUUCAAAACUAAAUGAUGAAUGUAUAUCAGAUGAUGAUUAUCAACACGCUAUUAAUGUCCGGAAUACAUUCAAAUGUAAAACAAUUAGAGAUUAUCACGAUCUUUACCUAAAGUCUGAUGUUCUCUUGUUGGCAGAUGUAUUUGAGAACUUUAGAAAAACUUGUCUUUACCAUUACAAUCUAGAUCCAGCACAUUACUAUACAUCUCCUGGUUUGGCUUGGGAUGCAUGUCUCAAAGAAACAGGCCAAGAAUUACAACUGUUGCAUGUUUAUGAUAUGUUGAUGAUGUUUGAAAAAGGUAUUCGUGGAGGAAUAUCACACAUAUCAAAAAGAUACGGGCAGGCGAAUAACAAAUACAUGAAAGAUUACGAUCCUGAUGAACCUUCUACUUAUAUUCAAUACCUUGAUGAAAACAAUCUUUAUGGAUGGGCAAUGUCACAAUCACUUCGCACACAUGGAUUUAAAUGGAUGAGAGAUUUAACAAAAGACACUGUAAUGGACAUUCUGGAGAAAUCAAAUCAUAGUAUGAUAAAUCCAAAGAAUAAAAAAGGAUAUAUAUUUGAAGUAGAUUUGGAAUACCCCCCUGAUCUAUGGGCGGCUCAUAAUGACUAUCCACUUGCACCUGAGAAAAUGAUUGUUAACGGUGUUGAAAAACUAAUUUGUCAUUUUAAACCGAGGAAAAACUACGUUGUACAUUAUCGAAAUUUAAGACAAUAUCUUGAGAUGGGAAUGAGAAUAACUGCUGUUCACAGAGGAAUAUCUUUUAAUCAGAGUUGUUGGAUGGAACCUUACAUCAGAAAGAAUACAGAACUUAGAAAAACAGCAGUCAACAGUUUUGAGAAAGACUUUUUUAAACUAAUGAAUAAUUCCGUAUUUGGAAAAACAAUAGAAAACAUAAGAAAAAGACAAAAUAUAAUACUUGUUGAUAAUCGCCACAAAGCUGUAAAACUAACAAGUCGUCCAAACUUUGACCGCUCAACAAUAUUUGAUAAAAAUGUUAUUGCAGUUCAUAUGAAGAAAACUGAAGUUUAUUUCAACAAACCAGUAUAUGUUGGGCAAGCAAUACUUGAUCUGUCAAAAACAUUAAUGUUUAAUUUUCAUUAUAAUUACAUCCGAAAGAAAUACAACGAUGCAGCAGAGCUAAUGUUUACAGAUACUGACUCACUUUUGUAUCUUAUCCAUACGGAUGAUUUUUAUCGUGAUAUAUUUUAUGACAUAGAAACUAAGUUUGACACAUCUGAUUAUCCCCCUAACCACCCAUCUGGUAUAAAAACAGGAGUUAACAAAAAAGUAAUAGGAAUGUUUAAAGAUGAAGUAGCUGGUUGCCAGAUUACUCAUUUUGUUGGUCUUCGUCCAAAGCUUUGUAGUUUCAAGGUUGAGGACCCGACUACAGGAGGGGUGGGUGGAAUAACCAAAAAGUCGGACGAAGUUUGCAAGUGUAAAGGCGUUAAGAAAAAUGUUGUUAAACGCGAAAUCUCAUUUGAGGACUACGCCCAGUGUUUGUUUUCUGGUGAGAAGCAGAUGAAGUCGAUGAAAAUUAUAAGAAGUGAAAAUCACGACCUCUACUCAAAGGAAGUAAAUAAAAUAGCUUUGAGUAAUGAUGGUGAUAAACGCAGUGUAAUGGAGGAUUGUAUUCAUACGCUGGCCUUACGGUAA